Solanum pennellii is the source of this 1108-nucleotide messenger RNA. RefSeq names its product VQ motif-containing protein 29-like. NCBI's taxonomy places the organism in Eukaryota, Viridiplantae, Streptophyta, Magnoliopsida, Solanales, Solanaceae. The record is from RefSeq and is a predicted model, not a curated record. The transcript has a single exon. Bases 35 to 652 code for a protein of 205 amino acids.
AUAAGACAAAACUUACAAUAUAGAAAAAAAUAAAAUGGAUUCUUAUUCAUAUGCUAUUUCUUUUUCUUCUUCUAAUUCUUCUUCACAACAAAUGAAGAAAAAUACAAAAUUAGCCUCAUAUCAUUCCUCACUUCAUGGAGUUAGAAAACUCCCAACAAAACCAAUGACUAAACUACCAAUUGCACCUUUGCCACCAACACCUCCUAAAAUAUAUAGAGUUGAACCUAAUGAUUUCAAGGAUGUUGUCCAAAUGCUCACUUCAUCUCCCGAGUUUCAAACUGUCUCCAAUGAUUCUAUCUCUCGUUCUGAUUCUGGUUCUGGUUUUGAUUCUGGCUCUAGCUCUGACUCUGGCUCUGGCUCUUUCAAUUCGAGACGUCUACAAAAUGUUGCUCCUCCUCCACUUGAUCUCUCACCAGUUUCAUUACAAAGAAAUAAUAAAAACAAUGCACAAUGGCGCGAGUGCAUUGAUUUAACAACAUGUGAAGCACAAGAAAGAUCACAUGUAACACCUCGGAUAUCAUCAGAAAACUAUGUUGGAUUGUGUAGUCCACUGGCUAAUUUUCCUCUAUCGCCGUCUUCUUUUGCAUGGUGUUCUUCUAUUCUUCUUAGCCCUAGCACACUUACUUCACCAAGCGCGGUUCAAAUUAUUUAAGUGUUUGUAACUUAAAAUUAUAAUCCUCAUCGUUUACAAAAUGAGUACUGCUACAUUUAUUUACUUUGUAUGUUGAUCAAGAAUUUGAAUUGGGACUUAAGAUUGAAGUUAUCACAACUCAAUAAUUUCCCAUUUUGUUUCAAUUCCAACAUAUGAUCUAAUGUAUUGUAUUUCCAAAUUUUCAUUUCAAUUGUAUAGUUUGCAUGUAAUUAUUUGUGGUAUAUUUUUCUUAGCAUUUGUAAUUUGUAGAUCAGUAAGAUAUAAACUGAUUUUAGGAUUUUAGUCUUCAAGUUGAGGGCAACUCGAAGACAUUGGGAACAUAUAUCUUGGAGGUGUGUGGUAGAAUUAAGACUAAGUAGUUGAUCUUUAGUUUAGAGAAACUAUUGUAAUCUUAAUUGUUGUCUGAGGCUCGUAGUUGAUUUAAUGAAUUUGGGGUAAAUCAGUUCGUGAUUUUUA